AUGCCAGUCACUCCAUACGCUGGGCCAUCAGGCUAUACCCCGUUUUACUUAUCCAUUUAUGGCACAUAUGUUCUACGCUUCUCUAUGCCCGUUUACUGGGGCUGUUCUACAAAUAAUGACCUCCGCCCGCUUUUCUCCGGUAACUUCUCCAAGAGACAUGUCGACAUCGGCGUUGGAACUGGGUACUUUAUAGCAGAGGCUAUGCCGAGUAUUCCCUCACCGCAGCAAGAAAACGCGUCUUAUCCCGUUAUCCAGACGUUGACCUCCGCUGUACCUCAUUGGCGAAACCACCUCAGCACGGAUGACCUUCCCGGGCUGUUGGAUCAUAAAUUGCGAAAUGAUGUUGUCUUUCCAUUUGCUGCAUAUAUUGCCAUUGCUGGUGAGGCGAUUAGGCAAGUCACGCAUUCGCCUCGAGACUCUGGCUACCGUCUACGCCACGCUGUGGCUCAUAAAGCUUUGUUGCUUGCUGAUACAGUGGAGAUCUCGACGAGCCUACGCAAUCACAAUCUCAACGACAUGGACAGGUCGUCGUGUACGUAUCAUCAAGACAGCCACAACAAGCGGGUGGACUCCGGAGAUACUCCCCGCAAUGCUGACUGCUCGCGGAUAUACAAUCAGCUAUCUCAUGUAUGCUUCAUCUAUGGUUCCCACUCCUGGGGUGUGAAGAGCGCCACAUCAUCAACUACGAGUGAGCUUGUCCACGCCGAGAUCACCAUCAUCGAGUCACAGAGUCGCUCCCAUUUCACUCUACAUCCAGCUACCAUAGAUGCCGAAUCUCGGCUACUCAUACUGUCGAAGGCUCGAGGCCUGGCACGAAAUGUACCUGAGCUUGCUCUACCUACAGUCAUUGAAGAGAUAGAAAUCAGUGUAGGGGCAGAUAUCCUGGACGCCAGAGCAUGGAGACGAUUUAGAGUUGUGCCAUGCGCGGAGGUUUAUGCACGCGGCAACAUCGCAUUCCGCGCUACGGGUAUUCGGUUCAGGCCCCUCGAUCACGACAAUGCCUCUUCUGAUCUUCUCGAUGCUCAUGCCAUAGCACGACUCCAUUGGCUUCCUCACUUUGGGUUUGUCGAUACCUCAACACUCAUCGGUUCGCCGGUUGUCGAUAGAGAAGAACUGAUGUUUACGAGAAAGAUUGACCCUAUGUUGCAUUAUCGAAGUAUCAGAGAAUUAAACACCUCGAGCCCUGUCGGCCUCGCUUUAUCAAGUAUCGAAACUGGCUUAGCCAACAGGUAUCAAAACGGAGGUAAUAAAAAAGACGACCCAGAUGUCUCUGGGGAAAUAGCGAGGUAG
Messenger RNA from Fusarium odoratissimum NRRL 54006, 1290 nucleotides. RefSeq lists its product as uncharacterized. Gene Ontology annotation, biological process: fatty acid biosynthetic process; secondary metabolite biosynthetic process. Gene Ontology annotation, molecular function: fatty acid synthase activity. Bases 1 to 1290 code for a protein of 429 amino acids. The transcript has 3 exons. Lineage: Eukaryota; Fungi; Ascomycota; Sordariomycetes; Hypocreales; Nectriaceae. The record is from RefSeq and is a predicted model, not a curated record.